GACUCUGCAGCAAAAGAUGAUCUCCCCUCUGCUUUUCCAUCGCAAUGUAGCGGCGUCUCGUCCGAGGAACUGAUUAUUGUUUUUGUCUGCAGUUCCUGGAGGCUGAAAUAUUAGAGGGUGGAUUUUCGUAAUGUAUCCGCCGCCUGAUUGCAGCCUUAGUGAUGCCGACAUAUUUGAUUGUAUUCAAGAGGGGAACAUUGAGGAGUGCGCACAGUUCGUCCAGAAUGAUCGAUCAGUCCUCAAAGUCAAAGGCUGGGGAGGGUUCACCCCGCUCCACUAUGCUGCCCUGCACGGCAACCGUGCCCUGGUGGAUUUCUUCCUCAGCUGUGGAGCCGACCCCAACAUGACAUGUGAUUCAGGACAGACGGCCUUUCAUUUUGCCUGCAGACAAGGGAACAUCUUCAUCGUCCAUAAAAUGAUGCAGAGUGGUGCUGAUUUGCGCAUCGUAGACUUGCAGGGAAAAACAUCCCUGCAUCAUGCAGUUGCCGGGGGCAGCAUUGUUGCAAUACACUAUUUGUGGGAGACAGGAAUGUUCCGGUUCUCAGACACAGACAUGUUCCAUGUGACACCCCUUCACCUGGCUGCAUCCACAGGCAACAUAGAUGUGGUUCGGUAUUUGCUCAGAGAUCGGCGGUGUGCUGUGGAGUCAGUGGACCACCAGGGGGCGACGGCGCUUCACGUUGCAGCAGAGAGGGGUGCAGUGGAGGUGUGCUGGACACUGCUGCAGAGAAGUGGCUGCAGGAUUCUCCGUCUGAAAAACUACAACGGCUUCACACCACUGGCUCUUAGCAAGCAGGGGAAAACAUUCAGACAUCAGCAGCUCUCCAAACUACUGAGUCGGUACAUUAAUGAGCCAUUACACCACAAGCCCACUGAGUCUGACGUUUUAUACUAUUGGACCUUAUUUUAUCCAUUUCUGGGCGGAGCUGCCAUCCUGCUGCUGGCUCUGCUGUUGGGAGGCUAUGGGGGAAUCUUCUGUGCUUUGCUCUUCCCUUGGCUAGCCAGAAGCAUCUUCACUCAUUAUCAUCGCAUGACCACAUACCAAAGGUUGCCGAACCCUGUAUAUUUGGGAACUCUCUUGGCGGGGAUUCUCCACUCCCUGCUCUGUUUCUAUGGAAAAAUGAUGCCUAGUGUGUGGCCAACCAGCACAAUGGAUCAGGUUUCAUUGGUGCACUUCUCCAUGCUUCUGGCUCUGUUCUGCAAGAUUCUGACUCAGGACCCCGGGGCUCUGGACAGAGCAGAUGCAGACCCUCGGUUCUCCUGCAUCGCUGACCUGGUGGAGAACAGCCAGAACCCUAAAAGGUUCUGUCCACACUGUGAGCUGUUCCUGCCCGACUACACCAAACACUGCAAGCUGUGCGACGUGUGCAUCAAAGACUACGACCAUCACUGCCUUUUCCUCAACCGCUGCAUCGGCCGGGGGAACCAUCGCCUCUUCCUCGUCUUCAUCCUCUCCAUGGCGGCUGCCCACCUUCUCUUCAUUGCCAUGGCAACCAGUUACCUGUACAGCAAGAUGCCUCCAGGCAGUCACAGCCUAUCACAGUGGCUCAGUUUGUCAGCAGAGGAGUUCUGGGUUGUAGUCAUGGUGGUUAUGAACGCACUGACACUCCUCUGGGAGGUGUUGCUUCUGACUGAGCAGUUCGACGCCAUCGCCACGGGAACCACCACUUAUUUUAGACACCAGGAAGGCUCGCCGCGACAGAGGUCACUCGGGCAGCGUUGGCUCAUAGUGCUGACGUUCCUGCUGGAGGGACAGAGACCUGUGAGCGCCAGACUAACCAGAGAAAACAAAACAUCCAUAGAAAUUUAAAACUUCCACUUUGUCCCACAGACGUCAUUGCUUGUUUACAAAUGUACAUUCUUUGUUGACUUACUUCCGUGAUGAUUUGCUCUGUUUCAUGUGACUUUUUAACACCAUGUGAUAUCUUGUAAUUGAAUGUAAUAUUUCUACACAUUUUCUUAUAGUAUUUUAAUAUAAAUGUGAUUUUAGAGUAGGUUGGGCAGCAGAUCUGCUCACAAGGUGGCUUGCAGCAGAAAUACUACUACAAGUUUGAAUAGACUGCUUUUGUUACCAGCGUUAGUUUACCUUUUCUAAAGUGAUCAGGCAGCAUGGUGGUGUGGUAGUUAGCACUGAUGCCCCGCAGCGUUCUUUGUGGAGUUUGAGUGUUUUCUCUGGACACUCCAACUUCCCCCCACAGUCCAAAAACAUGCAUGUCAAGCUGACUGGGUAUCUUAAAUCACUGGUAAUACAUGAUUUCUUCAUUGUGUGAUGUGAUGGACUGACUGCCUGUCCAGGUUCCUCUCUACCUCCCACGACACCACAGCCACCCAUCCUCAGUGACCCUAUAGGGGUGAUAGAAAAUUAAUGUUUUUAUUGCUUUAAAGAAAAGAAAUCAUCAUGGUAUAAAGCAAAGUGUUGAUCAAAGUCCAAACUACUGAUGAUGAUAGUUUAUCAGGUGCACUUAACAAUUUUGUUCCUAUAAUCCUUUCAUGCCAAUACCUAACUGACCGGUAGAGAUGGGCGGUAUGGACAAAAAAAUGUAUCACGAUAAUUUCUGGCAUUUAAACCAAUAACGAUAAAAAAAAAUACCAAUACAAAAAGUGUCAUCAACGGGAAUAUUUCUUUCUUUCAGGCUCAUUUCUUUCUUCUUUCUUUCUUUCAGACUCAUUUCUUUCUUCUUUCUUUCUUUCUUUCUUUCUUUCUUUCUUUCUUUCUUUCUUUCUUUCUU
This is a messenger RNA of Cololabis saira (Pacific saury), 2729 nucleotides long. RefSeq names its product putative ZDHHC-type palmitoyltransferase 6. Lineage: Eukaryota; Metazoa; Chordata; Actinopteri; Beloniformes; Belonidae. Gene Ontology annotation, cellular component: Golgi membrane. Bases 131 to 1810 code for a protein of 559 amino acids. The transcript has 10 exons. Gene Ontology annotation, molecular function: palmitoyltransferase activity; protein binding. The record is from RefSeq and is a predicted model, not a curated record. Gene Ontology annotation, biological process: protein palmitoylation.